Umbelopsis ramanniana AG is the source of this 921-nucleotide messenger RNA. RefSeq lists its product as uncharacterized. The transcript has a single exon. The record is from RefSeq and is a predicted model, not a curated record. The coding region runs from base 1 to 921 and encodes 306 amino acids. Lineage: Eukaryota; Fungi; Mucoromycota; Umbelopsidomycetes; Umbelopsidales; Umbelopsidaceae.
AUGUCACAAAAAACUAUCCUCAUCACCGCGGCCAACGGCACUGUUGGAAGUAGCCUAGCUGCAUUACUCUUAGAUCAAGGCUUCAACGUUCAUGCUUUGGUGAGGAAUACCGAGUCAACAAUGGCUCACGACCUCAAGAAGCGUGGAGCCAAGAUCUUCAAAGGCGACUUCAGCGAUAUUUCGUCACUUCAAAUAGCAUCUCAAGGAAUCUGGGGUGUAUUCAUCAAUGGCUUUCCAGUUCAUGGUACGAUGGAUGAACUUACACACAACCAAAAUGUCAUCAAAGUUGCCAAAGAAGCUGGAGCCAAAUUCGGAGUAUACAUGAGCGUGAUGAUGGCAGGGCGCAAAGAUGAUAUUCCGGGUAUGAACCCGCAACGUAACAGUUAUAACUAUUGGGAGUCUAAGUCUGGUUCUGAGAAGGCACUUCGAGAAGCUGGUUUUGACUAUUGGACAAUUCUUCGACCUAGUACUUUCAUCAGUAAUUUCUUUGGACGUUUCGCCGCUUACAUUUAUCCGACCUUGCAAAAGCAACACCUUAUCUCUUCACCAUUUGAGCCUUCGUUUGAGCAAUCGUUCAUUGAUCCUGAAGAUAUUUCCAAGUUUGCCGCUGCCGCUUUUGCUAAUCCCGAUACUUUCAAUGGUGAAGCCAUUGAACUUUCUAGCGAACAAAUUACGCUGAAGGAUGUUGGAGUCCUUAUUACUGAUAUUGUUGGCAUUCCAAUCGCAGUUGAGCAUAUCCCGAGAGAAGAGUACAUUGCUCGCGGCUUACCGGAUCAAACGGCUGAAUGGUAUGACUGGGCCAAGGCAUUGGAUUUCCACAUUGACUAUGAGCGCAUGGAACAAUUUCCUGUUAAGCGUAACACCGUUGCAGAUUAUCUGAAGAGAAACAAGGGAUAUAUAACUGAUUUUUUGUCUCAGUAA